This is a messenger RNA of Lactuca virosa, 1359 nucleotides long. The record is from the annotation of a GenBank genome assembly. Lineage: Eukaryota; Viridiplantae; Streptophyta; Magnoliopsida; Asterales; Asteraceae.
GGGGGAUUGAUGUAUUGUGGCCCACGCCUUCACGUUUUUUCUGUUAUCUGUUCGACCGAGUUUUAUCAAAAACCUCGUCAUCAUUCCGUCACUGAUCUCCAAUCCAUUACAAAAUCCAACAAUUUCUCACUUUCUCUCGUCAUGUCUCAGGUGAAUGGGAAAGAUCCGCUAAUCAAUCCUCCGGCUGCAACCGAUGAGAAGGCUGAUUCAGCUGUGAAAAAAGCUUCCUCUGAAUCAAGUUCCUCGGAUUCACAAUCUGGAAAAAUACCCGUAAUGCCCUCCACCCCAGGAGCUGGAUUUCCUGCAAGUCCUUUUAACUUCUCAUCUAUGGCCAGUCUACUUAAUGACCCAAGUGUCAAAGAAUUAGCUGAACAAAUGGCAAAAGAUCCUUCAUUCAAUCAGAUGGCAACUCAACUCCAGAAGACCUUUCAUGGUCCUGAAGAGGGUGUUUCUCCUCAGUUUAAUACACAACAGUACUAUUCCACAAUGCAGCAGGUUAUGCAAAAUCCACAAUUCAUGACAAUGGCUGAGCGCCUUGGUAAUGCCUUGAUGCAGGAUCCAUCAAUGUCUCAGAUGCUUGAGAACUUAUCUAAUCCAGCUCAAAAAGAUCAGCUUGAGGAACGAAUGGCUCGAAUCAAGGAAGAUCCAUCCUUGAAACCUAUUUUAGAAGAGAUUGAAUCUGGAGGUCCAACUGCAAUGAUGAGGUAUUGGAAUGACAAAGAAGUUUUACAAAAGUUGGGUGCAGCAAUGGGUGUUCCAGUCCCGGGAGAUGCAGCAGGUGGAAAUUCAGGAGGAGAUGAGCCGGGAGGAGUAAGUGAAGAUGAAUCUGCUGUUCAUCAUACUGCUAGCGUUGGUGAUGUGGAGGGUUUGAAGAAAGCAUUAGAUUUGAGUUCUAAUAAAGAUGAAGAAGAUUCAGAAGGCAGAACUGCUUUACAUUUUGCAUGUGGAUAUGGAGAGGUGAAAUGUGCUCAAAUCCUUCUUGAGGCAGGAGCAAAAGUUAAUGUUUUAGACAAAAACAAGAACACCGCCCUUCAUUAUGCAGCUGGUUAUGGCCGAAAAGACUGUGUUGCCCUUUUGCUUGAAAACGGUGCUUCCGUUACUCUUCAGAACAUGGAUGGGAAGACACCUAUUGAUGUUGCCAAACUUAAUGAACAAACUGAUGUACUGAAGCUGCUUGAGAAGGAUGCGUUUCUAUGAGUUUUAUGAUUUUUUUGUUUCGAUUGAAGGUUUUUUUAUAUUUAUUUAUUUUUUAUAAUGUUGGUGUUAGAUCUUUCAUGAGUAUAACUAUUUUUUUUUAUUUUAAUUUGUUGGUUUUAUUAUAAUUGUGUGCUUCUUUCUAACAAAGAUGCAUAUUUGACA